Trichomonas vaginalis G3 is the source of this 1467-nucleotide messenger RNA. Its product is annotated as tricorn protease domain 2 family. The transcript has a single exon. NCBI's taxonomy places the organism in Eukaryota, Parabasalia, Trichomonadida, Trichomonadidae. The record is from RefSeq and is a predicted model, not a curated record. Bases 1 to 1467 code for a protein of 488 amino acids.
AUGAGAACUUGUGUUCUUUUGGAACCUUUAGGGACUACACCAACAGAAGAACAAACAACAGAUACUCUCAUUAGUGUAAUGUCUAAUGGAUAUAUUUAUUCUAUUCCAAUUCGCUUUAGUUUACAAGAUUAUUUAUUUACUCCAGAACAAAAAUCAUUAGGACUCAUUCCACACUUACUUAAGCUUAAUCAAAGUGUUUUUCAUAAUUCAAAGUUAGCAAUUACAGAUAUUUUAGCAUAUUCCAAAAAUUUAAAUAUCACAUGUCUUGGCCAUUUCGAACCAAUACCACAAACCAAAAGAAUACGUGCUGAAAUUUCAAAAGAUCGUAAAUCUUUAAUCAUUAGCGGUGUAAUUUAUAAUAAAAUACCAAGUAUUGCAGUUUAUUCAAUUAAACCUAAAUCAUUAUCAUUAGUAUUUGUCGAUUCAUUAUUUGGCGUUAUUGACAUGUGUUUUCAUCCAUCACCAAAUACAUUAUUAGCAUUACCUCGUGCAAUGACCGGCAUGAUAUCGCAAGUAACACUUCCAGCCACGAUGCCUGAACACUAUUCACACAGAGUCAUCCCACAGAUUACUUUCCUUGGCCAUCCUUCAAAAAGAAUGAUGCACAUAAUUUCAUGCAAAACUACGACACACCACCAAUUUGCAACAUGGACAGAUGAUGAACGCCCUACCAUUUCAUUUUGGCGCGUAUCUCCUGAACCAGGCAUACAAAGGUGGUUUGAAACAUCGAUGCAAUUAAUGAUUCCAGCGUUUAUCCAAAAUUUACAAGUAGAUUCGAAAGGAGACAGACUUGGCUUUGUCCUGCAAACAGAGGAGUACACAUCCAUUGCUAUUUGGGACCUGAAGAAGGAGACAGAUCGCCAAAACAAUCUGAUGAUUCCAAGUGACGAAUUCGGCCAAGUUUUGACGAGUAAAUGGCAACAACCAUUUAACGUUGUUUGCGGGCCAACUACACAUGAUGAGGCUUUCUAUGUGUUGACAACUAAAGGCUUGUUCAUGCACAACGGAAGCCAGAUCUGGAAAUGGCCACAAACAGAAAUACCAAUGACAAACUUUUAUUCGACAAAAGGAAUUUACAUUUUCUACGUGAAUACAGAAGGAGAAUUACACAUGAUAUCAGUUCACGAAGGUGAUGUGAAUGCUGGUGGAAUUCUUCUUAAAUCACAGAAAGCACCACCUGUUCCUUUUGUUAAAGCAACAAUGAAAGGGCCAUGUGAUACAGCUGUUGGUGUGCACUGCUAUAGAUGCAGCAACUGCAGAAUGCCUUUGAUACAUCCUUUAGUUUGUUCCAGCGAUGGUUUGGAGUGUUGCUACUGCUCUAAAAGUUGCCAGGAAGAACACUGGCCAAUGCUUGUUGCAGUCAAUAGCUAUUUUUCUUUGGAUCCUGAUAUUAGAACACAUCCUAGCAAGACUUCUAAAUUCACUCCUGGCGGGCCUUUGUCUUCUCAUUACAUGCUACAUGAUUAA